Molecule: messenger RNA, 2557 nt
Organism: Volvox carteri f. nagariensis
Lineage: Eukaryota; Viridiplantae; Chlorophyta; Chlorophyceae; Chlamydomonadales; Volvocaceae
Exons: 9
Coding region: 1-1800 (599 amino acids)
Molecular function (GO): glycosyltransferase activity
Source: RefSeq, a predicted model, not a curated record
AUGUUAGGUUUGACAGCUUCAGUCAUAGGAAUACUUGUUGCGUCCCUUGCGUCCGAGGCGGCGACGACUUCUAUCAAAACGACCCCUGCAAGGUCUUCGGAGGCGUACGCGACACUUGUUUAUGGAGAAGACUUCGUCCUAGCUGCCCGGGUGCUUGGGCAAUCUCUAAGGGAAUCUGGCACGACACGUGAUAUGGUGGCGCUGACCACGGGCUCCCUGAAGGCCAGCUCUGAGCUCACCCUGGCGGCUGAUGGCUGGCGGGUGGUGCAUGUGGCCCCCGUCAAGAACCCGGGGACAGGGCCGCAACCCACGGGCUUCCCGCCGAGGUUCGCGUACGUGUACACCAAGCUGUACAUAUUUCAGAUGACCGAAUACAAGAAAAUCGUGUUCUUGGAUGCUGAUGUGCUGGUGAUUCGCAACAUGGACGUCAUAUUCAAGUGUCCGGGCUUCUGUGCCGCCCUGCGGCACAGCGAGCGAUUCAACACGGGCGUCAUGAGCCUGGUGCCUUCCCUGGAGAUGUACGAUGACAUGAUGGCAAAGAUGCGGAGCAUGCCGUCGUACACAGGAGGGGAUCAAGGCUUCCUCAAUUCUUACUUUCCGAGCUUCGCACACUCGCCUCUAUUCGACCCCGAGACGCCGUACACACCCGACCAGUACAAAGCGGCUGCCGACAUGGAUUCCAAGUCAGCACUACAGCCGGUACAGCAGCAGCAGCAGCAGUACAUGCGGCUUCCCACCACCUUCAACGCGGACAUCGGUCUCUACGUGGUGGGCAGCAACCGCUGGAUGCUGCCGCGGUCCUCCUUGUACGUCAUACACUACACGCUGGGCCCCUUUAAGCCCUGGGUGUGGUGGUCGGGGUGGCUGGUGCGGGAGAACCCCGCAUGGCAGGCCUACCGCAACCGGCUGCGAGCUGACUCGCGGGGCCUGAGCGGCGGCCGCACCCACCGACAGCUCUUUGCGGAGAGAUGGAUGGUGUUGCUGCCCUGGGCCGUCGUCCUCACCGCAAUCUGCAUCCACUGGUCGGUCCUAGCACCCGCCCUCCUGCAUGCGGCAACCACUGCGCUGCCAGCAGUGUCGCAUUUGGUGGUGCGAUGCCGCCGCACCUCCGGCGGGCCCGGCUGCGGCGGCGGUGGGUGCGGCGGCGGCGGAUCGGCCGUGGCGACGGGGGCGGGGGUAGGGGCGCUGUCACUCGGCGGUGCCGGGACCGACACUGUACUGCGGAUGUUGGGGAGCAGCGCCGCUGGCGGCGGCGGAGGUUGCGGUGGCGGCGGGGGUUGCGGCGGCGGCGGCGGUGGCGCAGCUGGCGGGGGCAUGGAGGUGUUCCCCAAGUAUUUUAUGGCGGGAUCGCUGGCGGCGGGUUACGGCUGUGUCUUAGUAGCCGUGAUCACGACAAUCCUUAUAGUGCCAUCGGAGGUAGAACCAGUGUACGGCUGGAUCCUGAGUUACGAGUGGGGUUUCAUGCUUUUGGGCCUUACGUACGGCAGUUACUUGCGCACGUGCUACCGGUGGGGCCGUCGUGCGGGGCACAUCGCCGCAUUGCAGGUGCCCAAGCUCCACAGCGCUCCUCCCCUGCCGCUUCUGGAGACCGCCGCCUCUGCCGCCUUCCUCGUCGUGUCCCUCCUGCUGGCCCCCUGGCUGGGGGAGCUGCUGGGCAUCACCUCCUUCGCUGGGACCAUCGUGGCCACUGUGUUCAUCGGGUUGGGGGUGAUUGUGGUGAGCACAGUGCAGUUCGUGUUCCUGCCGACGCAGUGGUACCUGGCGGGACGGCUGGCGGGCAGCGGGCCGCGAGCGGCGUGACGUGGGAAAAAGGUGUGGAGAGGGAGAGAGAAUUAAAGAGAGAAGAAAACUUAAAAAAAAGAGCUGGGGAGGGGGCAUGCGGCGGGUCGGGAGGGGAUGGUGACACCACUUUAGGCUUUGGAAUUGGUGGUGGUGGUGGUGGUGGUGGUACAGGAUUGGGGCUCUGGUGGAUGGGAUAGCAGCAGGGGGUGCAUAGGAGAGUGUUUGAUUUAUUCAUUAGUUGAGUGGGGGGGCAUUGUGGGGAGGGGAGGAACAUUAGCCGAUGGGCCAAGGUGGUGUGGGGGUUUGGUGGGGCCGGAGGGCGGUGGACGGUGUUCAGGGAGGCGGGGGCGGAGGUUAUUGUUAGUGUGAAGUACAUACAAGACCACCGAACCAGUACUAAGCUACAUUCAGGAAACAGGUCCAACGCGGAUGGGGGCGGGACUUUAGAUGCUAGGAUAGGGAGGAGCAGACUCUGUGGUACUUUCUAGAAAGAGCGGAAUGUGGAGGUCCGUUGGCGAUAUCAUUGUUGUGUGUUGGGUAGAUUUGGGGAAGUGCAAUGGUGGGGUUGGAGAGGUGGUGUUUGAGCUGUUUCUUAAGAUUGUUUGUGUGUGUGUGUAUGUGUUGAACUGAGCCGUAAAGAUGGAACAUGUGAUAAGUUGCGACGGUGGUGGUAAGGUGGCGAGAGGAAGCCAUGAUGAUGGUAACAUGCCGACCAGCGCUAUGGCGCGUGCGUGUAGGGUGUGUUCUCUUAAGUAUGUAACUGAGCCGCGAAUUU